AUGGGGAACUGCCUUUGCCUUGUCCAUCAGGACGACAAAGUUGUCGUCCGAGUAAUGAAACCGGACGGUAAGAUCCUAGAAUACGAGCCCCCGGUUAAGGUUCAACAUGUGUUGUCCAAUUUCUCCCACCAUGCGAUAACCGACGAGCUGCCCGUCAAGAAACACAUGCUCCCGAGCGCAGACCUUGCAGGGGCCCGCUUGUACUACCUGCUUCCCCUGACGGUACCUCCACCGCGAAAGCCUGCAAACGAGAACAGAAGCAAGAAGAGGGUUCGUUUCUCGGACGACGUGAAAGGUGGCUCGGACGGGUCGGCUGAGGUAGCGCCAGCUGGCACCGUGAGGAUCAAGCUCGUGAUCAGCAAGCAAGAGCUUCAGGCCAUGCUGAGUCGGGAGGGAGCUUUGGUCGAUGGCUGUUGUGACGCGAUUUCGAAAGAUCGGGGCUCACCUUUGGGAAGCACUGCAGAAGUUAACUAG
Striga hermonthica is the source of this 474-nucleotide messenger RNA. Lineage: Eukaryota; Viridiplantae; Streptophyta; Magnoliopsida; Lamiales; Orobanchaceae. The record is from the annotation of a GenBank genome assembly.